AUGUAUUCAGUUUUUCUAGCAGGUUAUGAUCUUAAAACUCCUGAUAAUCCUGAUUCAGAAGACCCUAAAAAGAAAUAUGGCAUUCAGAAGAAUAUAGAACUUGUGCAAGUCAAAGUCAUAAAAAUUGCAUUGCGAAAAGGCAGUAAAUAUGAUAAUCUUGCAAAAAAUUAUGGAGACUAUUUAAAGAAAUUGCAAGCUGAAAAGAAUCUGAAUAAUUAUAUUAAAAUACUUACAGUAAAAAUGUUUUUUAAGAAAAAAGCAUAUACUGAAAGGCUAGAAAAUUAUCACAAAAGGUAUAAAGAUAAUGAUCUAUAUAGUAAUUUAAAGAAAUUAUAUAAGCUUUAUUAUCAAAUAGCUAGGAAAGAGAAUCGUAAAAGAUCAGAUGAAGAAAUAGAGUAG
This is a messenger RNA of Funneliformis mosseae, 399 nucleotides long. The record is from the annotation of a GenBank genome assembly. Lineage: Eukaryota; Fungi; Glomeromycota; Glomeromycetes; Glomerales; Glomeraceae.